UUGAGCCUGAUAGCAAAAAGAAAAAACUGGUAAAGAACAAAGAAUAUAUUGGCAAAUCCUCAAAGUCUCUACAGUAUGGAAAAGAAGAGAAUAAUUCAGUAGAUAUUCAGAAAACAGGGAAAACAAAGAAACGUAUGCACUCUGAAAUAUGCUCAGAAACCUUUGAGAAAUUGAGAGCAUUUAGCCGUUUGGAGCCUCCAAGAAACAGAGUUUCUUCAGAAGCUUUUCAUGGAAAAGAGUCAGUAGCUUUGAAAAAAUGCCAACAUUCUGUGAUUGGAAACAAUGAAACAAAUGAUACUUUACAUCCCCCAAAUAUAAGUAAGGGAAAAAAUGUCGCCCACUUUUUCACCAUGAAAAUGAGAUCUGAAAAUACCCGUAAUACAUCAGAUACAACUUUAAAAAAACCAACCAAAAUUGUAUAUACACCUCUUGAGCUUCAGUUCCUAGAACUAAAAAAACAGUAUGAAGAUGCUAUUCUAUGUAUUGAGUGUGGUUAUAAGUACAGAUUUUUUGGAGAUGAUGCAGAGAUUGCUGCUAAGGAGUUGAAUAUAUGUUGUAAUAAAAAUCACAAUUUUAUGACUGCCAGCAUACCAACGCACAGACUAUUUGUUCAUGUUCACCGUCUUGUAGCAAAGGGAUACAAGGUAGGAGUAGUAAAACAAAUGGAAACUGCUGCUUUGAAGGCUAUUGGAGAGAACAAAAGCUCUCUUUUUACCCGAAAAUUAACUUCACUCUAUACCAAAGCUACAUUUCUAGGAGAAGAUUUGAAUCCCCUGUUGAAAUUAGAUAAUUCAAUGGAGGCUGAGGAAAUCUCUUCUAAUGUUUGCGAUAAUUAUCUUCUCUGCAUCUCUGAAAACAAAGAAAAUUUAAACCAUAAGAAUCACAACAUUGUUUUGGGUGUAGUGGCGGUCCAACCUACUACAGGAGAGGUUCUGUUUGACAGUUUUCAAGAUUCUGUAGCUCGUUUAGAGUUGGAAAAUCUAAUACUACGCCUGCAGCCAGUUGAGAUUAUUCUUCCUAGAGAUGUGUCAGAUCAGACUGAGAAGCUUAUAAUUAGAAUGACUUCUGUAUGUUUACAAGAUGACAGAAUACGAAUUGAAAGAAUGAAAAAUGAACAUUUUGAGUACGGAAGUGCUUUUAAGACGAUUACAGAUUUCUAUGGCAGUCAAAUACUUGAUGGCACAGGUUCUCAAGCAUUGUCCCAGAUUUUAAAAUUCAAUAAAUCAGUGUUGUGCUCCUUGGCUGCUGUAAUCUUGUAUCUUAAAGAAUUUAAUUUAGAGAAGAUACUCUAUAACCCCAGUAAUUUUAAAAAGUUAUCAAGUGAAGAUGAAUAUAUGAUGCUAAAUGGAGCUACGUUAAAGAAUCUUGAAAUCUUGCGGAAUCAAACUGAUAUGAAAACCAAAGGCAGUCUUUUCUGUAUCUUGGAUCAUACAAAAACUUCAUUUGGACGACGAAAACUAAAGAAGUGGGUCACACAGCCUCUCUUGAAAUCCAGUGAAAUUAAUUCCCGACUUGAUGCAGUGUCUGAGAUUCUCUCCUCAGAAUCAAGUGUUCUUGGUCAAAUCAUGUCUCUGUUGUAUAAGGUUCCAGAUGUUGAGAGAGGAAUCUGUAGUAUUUAUCAUAAAAAGUGUUCUGUUCAAGAAUUCUACUUGGUAGUAAGCACACUCUCUAACUUGGAAACAGCAGUCAAAGCACUCGUUCCAGCUAUACAAGUCCAAGUGCGGGCAUCCUUGCUGCAUAAAAGCCUCUUGGAAAUUCCUGAAUUGCUUAGUUCAACAAAAAAAUAUUUAAGUAAACUUAAUGAAGAAGCAGCAAAAAUUGGAAACAAAACUGAACUAUUCAAGGAUCUUGAUGAUUUUCCUUUAAUAAGGAAGAGAAGGGAUGAGAUUCAGACAGUACUCUGUCAAAUCCAGAAUCAUAUUCAGGAUGUACGAAGAAUGCUAAAUUCCUCCUCUGUGGACUAUGUGUCAGUAUCAGGGCAAGAGUUUCAGAUUGAAGUUAAAAAUUCAGUUGUAUCUUCUGUACCAUUAGAUUGGAUUAAAGUUAGCAGCACAAAGGUUGUGAGCCGUUUCCACACUCCUUUUAUUGUAGAAAACUACAAAAUGCUAAAUCAGCUACGUGAGCAACUGGUCCUUGACUGUAAUGCGGAAUGGCUGUGUUUUUUAGAUCAUUUUAAUGAGCAUUAUCAUGCACUCUCUCAAGCUGUGGGUCAUCUAGCAACGGUGGACUGUGUUUUUUCCUUGGCUGAGGCUGCCAAACAAGGAGAUUAUUGCAGACCUGUCAUAAUAGAUGAAAAAUCAGAAAUAAUGAUAAAAAAUGGGAAACAUCCUGUGAUAGAUGUGUUACUAGGAGAGCAACAGCAAUAUGUUCCGAAUGAUACAUUCUUAUCAGAAAAUAGUCAAAGAGUAAUGGUAAUCACUGGACCUAACAUGGGGGGAAAGAGCUCUUACAUAAAACAAGUUGCAUUAAUUACUAUCAUGGCACAGAUUGGUUCUUAUGUACCAGCUGAAGAAGUAAGAAUUGGUAUUGUGGAUGGUAUAUUCACCAGAAUGGGUGCCUCAGACAAUGUAUUUAGAGGUCGCAGUACAUUUAUGGAAGAAUUAACAGAUACAGCAGCAAUUAUUCAAAAAGCAACUUCACAUUCACUAGUAAUUUUGGAUGAACUGGGAAGAGGAACUAGUACACAUGAUGGUAUUGCAAUUGCUUAUGCUACUCUAGAACAUUUCAUUAAGAAUGUUGGUUCAUUGACACUAUUUGUUACCCAUUAUCCUCCGCUGUGUGAGUUGGAAAGAACCUAUCCGACCCAUGUUGAGAACUACCAUAUGUCUUUUCUAGUGAAUGAAGAUUAUAGUAAACCAGAAGAUGAUUUUGAAGAACAAAAUCAUCUUGACUGUGUUACUUUCCUUUAUCAAAUAACUAAAGAAGUUGCUGCAAGAAGCUAUGGCUUAAAUGUUGCUAAACUGGCAGAUGUGCCAAAAGAAAUUCUUAAAAAGGCAGCAUUUAAAUCAAAGGAACUAGAAAGAUCAGCUAAUGUGAGAAGAAAAUGUUUGAUGCAUUUUGCAAAACUAUGGAACACCGAUGACAUUGAAGAACUUCGAAGAUGGAAAUAUGCGUCUGAAGUAGAUAAUGAUUUCAGCCAAUUUAAAAAUUCCACAGAGCUCUCCAACUAAAAAUGAAAAUAGAAUACAAGGUUUAAUAAUAUCUCACAAGAAGAAAUAUAUGUGAAUAAAGUAAAAGUUUAGAUCAUUUAGGGAUAUAGUAAUAGAUUUUAAUAACAAUGCCUAGUUCACAUAAUCACUUUUGGUUUUAAUUUCUGUAAACUAACUUCAAGAAUGAGUUAUGCAGAAUGGAGUACAUAAACUAAAACGUUAGGAACUCCUCUACAUCCAAAAAUCUUAAAGAGCCUUUCAUCUCAUUCUAUUUUCAUAAUGAAAAUUACAUAAUUUUCACCUAGAUUAGCAUUUGUGGAGUGGAAAGAAAUGAACAGGUAACCAAAAGGUGCUUCUGUGUUUUUUUUCCUCAGAAUAACAGCAUGAUGGAGGAGUUUGUUUAACAAAUACGUGGAAUAUAGAAGUCAUUUUCCCUAGUGCUAUUGUUUUUACUUUUAAACCAAGUAUACUCAUUUCACAGAGUUCUUGUCACGUUGUCAGACUCUUGUAGCUAGAAAUCAUUGCAAAAUAUAUUUUAUAUAAUAUCAUCUUGAUGAAGUCAUGGCCAAUUAUGAAAGCAAAAACAAUCCAUGUUGCAUUAUUUAAUAUCAGUGGAUAUUUUUGUACUAAACUUCAAUUUUUUAAUUUUUCAAAUUGCUUCCAAAAAUCUGGUGACUUUAUAUGCUGAAAAUAAAAAUAUUGUUACAUUUUUCUAUAUUAUGUGUCAACACAUCAUAUUUCCCCCCACCGCAGAACUGUAUAUAUCUGAAAAGUUAGUAUACAUCUGAAAAACUUUUCCCUAUCCUGGUGGAUGAUUAUGAUUGUUUAUGGAAACAUGAAAAUUAUGUAACUAUAAAUUAUAUUAAAAUAAAUUU
Messenger RNA from Notechis scutatus (mainland tiger snake), 4024 nucleotides. The record is from RefSeq and is a predicted model, not a curated record. Lineage: Eukaryota; Metazoa; Chordata; Lepidosauria; Squamata; Elapidae.